AUGGGUCCUGCUCUCCUGCUGCUGCUCGCUGCAGUAGGCAUCUGGCACGGCUUGGCAUCCCCAGUGAUCAGCCCUGACGUCUCUGCUCUGGUUGUCGACACGGGCGACCCAGUCAUCUUGCACUGCUCAGGAGAGUCUGAAGUUGAAUGGAAAAGCCAAAAAGAUAUAUUCAGUAACCACACCAGCAGCACGCUCAGUAUUCCCAAGGCCACUUACAGGGAUACGGGCACCUAUAAGUGUGCUUAUGUCAACAGCAGUGACAAGGAUGUUGCAACUGUGCAUCUGUUUGUGCGAGAUCCCAAUAAUGUGUGGUACACCCCAACUUUCCGGAUCUUUGUGACCAAAGGUGGCAAUGCUGAGCUCCCCUGUCUUAUCACGGCCCCUGAGUAUGGAUCCAGCGUGACUCUGAUAAUGGAUGACACCUCUCAUCUCUCACCCGGGACCAACUAUUCUUUCAGUACUGAGAAAGGAAUAACACUCUACAAUGUGCAAAGCAAGCAGAAGGGCUUUUACCGAUGCCAAGCAGUGAUAAAUGGAAAAAUAGAGAAGUCAUCAAGAAUAAGAUUGAUUGUGGAAGAAGCACUGGAGAAGCCUGUAUCAGUGAUGAUGGACCCUAUAGACCAUGUGCGAAUCGUGGGCGAACCUUUCAAAGUCACUUGCAGAGUAAUUGCUCCUUCCCACAAGUAUGACAUCAGAUGGGUGACAGCAGCAAAGAGCGUCAGGAGAACUAAAAAGCCUAGCUUUGAAAAUGAGAACUACUUCAUCAGCGACACACUGUCCAUCCUAGCAGUGACCAUGGAAGACAGUGGGAAAUACACUUGUAUAGCUAACAAUUCAGCAGUUUUUUUUAAUGCCUCGACAAUGCUUCAGGUAGUAGAGAGAGGUUAUGUGUUCCUGACCCCAGUGCAAGCCACCAGCCAGGAGGUUGCUUUGGGAGAGAGUCUGAAGCUGCAAGUUCACAUUGAGGCUUACCCAAAACUUCUCCACUGGGGCUGGGAGCACAUGAACUCCUUGAAGAACUCUGGGAGCCCCACAUUCAAGAGCCAAAUGAUCUCUGGAAACAACUGGUAUAACAACACACUCUUCCUGAAUCGCCUGCAGGAAGGAGAAGGAGGUCUCUACACCUUUUAUGCCCUCAACAAUGAGACCAAUGCAUCAGUAACCUUCAGUAUUUCUGUGAAAUCUCCCCCAAGGGUCUGCAAAAUCAAGGUGCCAGCCAAUGACUCCAGCAUCCUUCAAUGCAUGGCCAUCGGCUACCCUGCCCCACGCAUUGAGUGGUACCAGUGCCCUAUUGUCUCUGGCAGAUACAACGAGGACUACAGGUUGCUACUGAACGACUCCAGUCCCCAAGUGGUGAAUGUGUUGCCCUUCCGAGAGGUGGAGGUGGAGAGUGUUGUCCCAUUCCAGGAGCUGGGUGCCAAUUUUACCUUCUGCUGUGUGGCCAUUAACAGAGAGGGGAACACUUCUGACAUGCUUCACUCGCUCACCAUCACCAGAAAUGUCAUGGCCCCUCCAAACAACCUCUUCAGCCCCAUUCUCUCCACCUGCAUAGGCACAUCGGUCCUGCUGCUCCUCCUACUCCUCUUCCUCCUCUACAAGUACAACCAGAAACCCAAGUACCAGGUGCGGUGGAAGAUCAUUGAGGCCUGUGAAGGGAAUAACUACAUCUUUAUUGAUCCCACUCAGCUGCCAUACAAUGAAAAAUGGGAGUUUCCCAGGAAUAACCUCCAAUUUGGAAAAACUCUUGGAGCAGGAGCCUUUGGAAAAGUAGUAGAAGCCACUGCUUUUGGGCUCGGCAAAGAAGAUUCGGUGCUCAAAGUGGCUGUGAAGAUGCUAAAGUCAUCAGCAGACACAGAUGAGCAGGAGGCUCUCAUGUCUGAGCUGAAGAUCAUGAGUCACUUGGGACACCAUGAGAAUAUUGUUAACCUGCUGGGAGCAUGUACCUAUGGAGGCCCAAUCCUUGUCAUCACUGAGUACUGUCGCUACGGAGAUCUGCUGAAUUUCCUGCGGAAGAAGGCUGAAUCCAUCAUUAUCCAGGAUUCUGCCCUGGACACCUCUUUAGACAGUGCUGCUGAUUACAAAAACGUUGACUUAGAGAAGAAAUACAUCCGCAGUGACAGCAGCUUUUCGAGCCAGGGUUUGGAAACGUAUGUUGAAAUGAGGCCUGUGUCAUCAUCAUCAUCUUCAGCGUCAUCAGAUUCUGCGCAAGCCAGGGGUAAAAGCUCAGGGGAAGAUGAAACAAGGGAGGAUCUCCGUCCCCUCAAUCUCUCUGACCUGCUACAGUUCUCCAGCCAGGUGGCCCAGGGCAUGGCCUUCCUCGCAUCAAAGAACUGCAUCCACCGUGACUUAGCAGCCAGGAAUGUGCUCGUAUCAGAUGGACGGGUAGCCAAGAUCUGUGACUUUGGCCUGGCCCGGGAUAUCAUGAAUGACUCGAACUAUGUUGUAAAAGGCAAUGCCCGCCUGCCGGUGAAAUGGAUGGCCCCAGAGAGCAUCUUUGACUGCAUUUACACAGUGCAGAGCGAUGUGUGGUCUUACGGCAUCCUUCUCUGGGAGAUCUUCUCCCUUGGUAAAAGUCCAUAUCCUGGCAUGGUGGUGAACAGCAAGUUCUACAGCAUGGUGAAGCAGGGAUACCAGAUGGCCAGGCCUGACUUCGCUCCCUUGGAAAUGUACAGAAUCAUGCAGGUAUGCUGGAGCCUGGAGCCCACAGAGAGGCCUACCUUCGACCAGAUCGGCUGCUUCAUUCAGAAAGAACUGGAGGUGCGUAAAGAGCAGGACUACACCAACCUCCCCUCCACUGCUGAGGAAGACAGUGGCUGUGAUACCUUGGGCUGCUGUGAGGAAUCCUGCGAGCAAGAGGAGAGUGGCCAGCCCCUUCUCAAGAGCAACAACUAUCAGUUCUGUUAGCUGGUACCAUCACCCUGGGGUAGAUGCCAGUCCUGGCUCUGCAGAGCACAUGGUUCUGCUCUGCCCUAGAACACAGAUGCCUUCUGCUUUGGCUC
This is a messenger RNA of Phaethon lepturus (White-tailed tropicbird), 2999 nucleotides long. It is a transcript of the gene CSF1R, whose product is annotated as colony stimulating factor 1 receptor. The transcript has 21 exons. Lineage: Eukaryota; Metazoa; Chordata; Aves; Phaethontiformes; Phaethontidae. Bases 1 to 2904 code for a protein of 967 amino acids. Gene Ontology annotation, molecular function: ATP binding; macrophage colony-stimulating factor receptor activity; cytokine binding. The record is from RefSeq and is a predicted model, not a curated record. Gene Ontology annotation, cellular component: signaling receptor complex; CSF1-CSF1R complex. Gene Ontology annotation, biological process: positive regulation of kinase activity; cytokine-mediated signaling pathway; cell surface receptor protein tyrosine kinase signaling pathway.